AUGGUCGCUAGAAUUCUUCAUGUUUUUCAUGCUUGUUCUGGGUUGAGAAUAAACUUACGUAAAUCGAACCUUUUUGGGGUGGGUGUUGAAGAUGUGGAGUUAGCAAGCAUGGCGGAAAUUGUGGGUUGUGUUAAAGGGGGUUUUCCGUUUAAGUAUUUAGGCAUCCCUUUAGGUGCCAACAUGAAUCGAGUCAGUAAUUGGGAUCCUAUUAUUUCGAUUUUCCGGAAUCGACUUUCUAAUUGGAAAGCUCGUUUUCUCUCCAUUGGAGGUCGAGUUGUUUUAAUCAAGUCGGUUCUCGAAAGCUUGCCCAUCUAUUUCUUCUCCAUUUUCAAGGUUCCGGUCAAAGUGGUCGUGAGGCUUGAAUCGCUCAUGAAAAACUUUCUUUGGGGUGGCUCGGACGAAGUUAGGAAAACAAACUGGGUUGCUUGGGAUUAUGUCACGCGGUCGAUCAAAUUUGGCGGUCUCGGGAUUAGUAAGCUCAAAACAGUGAAUGACGCUCUUUUGGUUAAAUGGCUGUGGAGAUUUAGGCAGGAAGAGGAGAGUCUAUGGAGGAAAGUUAUCAUGGCUUGCCAUGGCAAUUCUAGGAGAUGGUCGUUCUUUCCGUGUAAUUCUUCUUUAACUGGGAUGCCUCCUCGUCGUCCGCCACGUAGGAAUACUCAUACUAACCAUGAACGUAGCAACAGUUCUUCGAAUGAGACUCCAGUUGAUCCAAACAUAAUUAAUGUUAUCAACCAGGUUGUUGCUGGGUUGCUUCCAAACCUUGUUGCCCAAACAGCUGAGGCCGUUAUUCAACAAACUCGUCAUCCAGAACGCACUAACACUAAUCCAACCUCUGGUGGUGAAACUCGUGAGAAUACCACUAACAAUAUUACUUAUAGUAUAGACAUAUGGAUUAGUAAAUUCCAAAAACAAAAGCCGAAAUCCUUUAGUCACGCUACUAAUCCAGUCGAAGCAAGAAACUGGAUAGCUCAUGUUGAAAAAAAUCUUCGGAGUUCUUGGAGUUCCGGAGCAAUACAAAGUUAG
Helianthus annuus (common sunflower) is the source of this 1023-nucleotide messenger RNA. RefSeq lists its product as uncharacterized. The transcript has 2 exons. NCBI's taxonomy places the organism in Eukaryota, Viridiplantae, Streptophyta, Magnoliopsida, Asterales, Asteraceae. Bases 1 to 1023 code for a protein of 340 amino acids. The record is from RefSeq and is a predicted model, not a curated record.